Messenger RNA from Branchiostoma belcheri (Belcher's lancelet), 2716 nucleotides. RefSeq names its product twinkle protein, mitochondrial-like. The record is from RefSeq and is a predicted model, not a curated record. Gene Ontology annotation, cellular component: mitochondrion. Gene Ontology annotation, biological process: mitochondrial DNA replication. NCBI's taxonomy places the organism in Eukaryota, Metazoa, Chordata, Leptocardii, Amphioxiformes, Branchiostomatidae. The transcript has 3 exons. Bases 142 to 2424 code for a protein of 760 amino acids. Gene Ontology annotation, molecular function: ATP binding; 5'-3' DNA helicase activity; single-stranded DNA binding.
CCACCUACCGGAAUAAUGAUGAACAACAGGAUCAAGAUGGCGGCGCCCAUCCACAAAAAAGCGCGCGUGUUUUCACAUGACAGCUAGUACCUGUAUAUCUUCUCUGUGCCAGGAAAAGGGAUAACCUGCUGCAAAGUGAAGAUGCUGGGCUCCAUUCUUCUUCAGCGGUACUCGGUUUUUGGUUGUCAAGUCGUAGAUUUUUGCAUUCGGAGGUCGGUUCACAGACAGAGCAGCAUGUGCAUGCUAUGGAAAGGCCAACAGUGUAUAAGAUACACAAGUCACCGGGGUUACUAUAGAUGGAAUCCCCGUUACCUCUGUGUAUCUUCAACUCAAAACCCGAACUUGCAAUGCUCGAGACCUUUCACAAGACUUGGAAACACAGAUCACAGACGUUGCUACCUCUCACAUCCAAAGCAUGCUCUGUCAACCAUAGCCAGAGAUCAUCAGAAAAACUGUUGUCAGAUUCUCCCUUCUCAGAGUAGCAACCAUUCUUUCAGGUUUUAUGGAAAGGCCUUAGCAACUGAGGAGUAUCCAACAGUCACCGCGACGGGCAUCAGGCAUGUGCUGCGGAAACACAACAUUCCCUUCAGUACCGGUUACACGUGCUUCGUCGCAGAAAGCCCGUUCGUCACCAAACGAAAGAAGACCGCCGCCGCGAAGAAGGAUUUCUCUCUGUUCAUCAACAUGACUACGGGUUAUUUCACGUGUUUGGAGUCCGGGGUGACGGGAGGGUGGAAUUCGCUACAGGACUACCUCGAAGUCGUGCCCGCAAAAGGUCGCGCAAAGAGCACAAAAGCCAAAACAGUCGCAAAUCAGGAGAAUGGAGGGGAACCCUUUUCCACGAUUGCGUCAUUAAACAACGUAAAAACGCAGUCGCAAAUUGUCGACGACACUUGGAAUCAUGCCACACCCAUAAAGGAGACCGAUAAGGCAGUACUGAAUACAAUAUUAUCCAAACUCGGCGCAGAACACCUAUCCCAUGAUUCCCUGGACAAGUUGAACGUCCGUGUUGACGUGGAGAAGGGCAGCCUGGUUUUCCCGUGGUUCCAUCAUCAUGACAACAGGAUAUGUGGCAUGAAGGUCGUCCAAGGUCGCACGACUGGUAAGGAGAUUGAGUACCGUGAGUCGAGCGUUCCGAAGUCAGGGUACUACAACCUGUUUGGGUGUCAGUUGGGAACAGCCGACACAGAUGAGGUCAUCUUGACAGCGAGCGAGUUAGAUGUGGUCGCGCUCAGGCAGGGGCUGCGGAACAGCAAAAGGAACACGAUGCUGUUAGCGCUGCCCAAGGGAACAGCAUCACUGCCUCAGGAGAUUCUGCCAUUUCUGGAGAAGUACCGCAAAGUGAUCCUGUGGUUUGGCAACGACAUGCGAUCCUGGGAGGCUUCCAAACAGUUCAGCAGGAAACUCAACACCAAACGCUGCUACUUCAUCCGACCUAAGGAGGAGCAUCCCCGUCCACUGGACUUCCUCCUCCUGGGGUCCAGCAUGGGUCAAGUCGUGUCCGAAGCCCAACCGGUCAACCACAAGUCCAUCGUGUCCUUCAGGGAGUUAAGAGAAGAUGUGCAGAGGGAGCUGAGUCAAGCCGAGCAAGUCGCAGGCGUCAAGUGGAAACGAUUUCCUCAGCUUAACAAGCUGCUGAAGGGGUUUCGGCGCGGGGAGUUGACCGUGUUCACGGGACCGACGGGAAGCGGGAAGACGACGUUCAUCAGCGAGUAUUCGCUGGACUCCUGCAUGCAGGGCGUGAACACGCUAUGGGGGAGUUUCGAGAUACAGAAUGUGAGGUUACUGAAGAUGAUGCUGUCACAGUUUUCUCAGGUGAAGUUGGAGGCAAACUUGGAGAACUUUGACGAGUGGGCAGACAGAUUUGAGGCCUUACCGCUGUACUUCAUGACAUUCUACGGACAGCAAACGCUAAAAAACGUGACAGAGACCAUGCAGCACGCGGCGUACGUGUACGACAUCGAACACGUCAUUGUGGAUAACUUACAAUUCAUGAUGGGGACUGAAACCUCCAUCGGCGUAGAUCGCUUCCGCCAGCAAGACGCCAUCAUCGCGACAUUCCGGAAAUUCGCCUCAGCCAACAACUGCCACGUGACGCUCGUCAUCCAUCCACGGAAGGAAGAGGACACCAACGUGUUACAAAUGGCGUCAGUGUUCGGAAGCGCGAAGGCAGUACAAGAGGCAGACAAUGUGCUGAUCCUACAAGACAAGCGACUUUCAACUCAGCAAGGGAAAAAGUUUCUGCAGAUUGUGAAGAAUAGGUUUGACGGAGAGCUGGGCGUCAUGCCACUGAACUUCAACAAGGACACCCUGUGCAUGUCCACACCAAAGACUCCCAGAAGAAAGAAAGUAGAUGUAGAGAAGCAGCCGACUGAAAGUAGCCCGAGUGAAGACAACAUAGAUCUACCUCUUGUCCAGGACUGAGACAAUGCAGAAAGCUUUUUAGCAGUAAAAUUGCACCUAACAGUACAAUUAUAUUUGUAAGGUCUUAGGUCUGCUCUUUUUCCAAUGUGCAAAUUACUUGCAAACUAGAUUUGUACUGAACACUAAUUUAUACUAGUAGUUUAAGGAUGGACAUAGUCAAAAUGAGGUGCUCUAUUUCUGAAAUUUUGCAAUGUUAUUAAAAAGUCGUGCCAUCCAGUGAUGAUUAUGCUUUUUAGGACAAUCUCACCUUUUAUAUAGACAUGAAACUCAAGUCAAGGUCCUACAUCCCAAA